This is a messenger RNA of Drosophila navojoa, 2709 nucleotides long. It is a transcript of the gene Rilpl, whose product is annotated as Rab interacting lysosomal protein like. The record is from RefSeq and is a predicted model, not a curated record. Gene Ontology annotation, cellular component: ciliary basal body; cytoplasm. Gene Ontology annotation, biological process: cilium assembly. NCBI's taxonomy places the organism in Eukaryota, Metazoa, Arthropoda, Insecta, Diptera, Drosophilidae. Gene Ontology annotation, molecular function: dynein light intermediate chain binding; small GTPase binding.
UCUCUAGGCGUGCAAAUGUGCGUAAAUUGUUUUGCCUACACUUCAUUCAAAGAAAAUGCCCGCAUUUGCCGUACACAAUCUAGAUGAAAUCAAAUUCAUAAAUUAGAAAUAAUUGGCCAAGUCAGUGGAGCACAACGCUCAUCUCUAUGCGGGAGCAGAAGCAACGCUGCGCGCAUGUGUAGAGCGAGAGCGAAUAACGCUCGCUUUGCAUAGAUAGCUCUCGGCGGCCAGCUGCGAACGCUCCAUUCGGAAGGGAAGUGUGUGGGGCGCAGAAUUUGCAAGUUUUUAUUUAUUACUCAUCCAGCGAGUAUGCAGUCAUCGAAAGACUCGUGAAAACCAGGUCCAGUUGCAGGUCCAAGUUCGAGCUCGUUGCAUAUGCGCAUAUUUUGUUGUAGCAUAUGUGCAAUUUGUUUGUUGUGGGCGACCGAGCAGAGCGAUAAAGUGAAUGCGAAUUCGAUACACACCAAGCCAAACCAAACCAAGCCAAAUCAAGCCAACUGCGUGCGAGUGUGUGUGCGUGCCAUUGUGUUUGUGAGUGCGUGAGUGUUUAUUUAGAGCUGAAGUGAAGCCCCAGCUCCCCAUCGAUAGAUAGAUAGCAAAGCGCCAGCUGCUGUGCGUAGCUGAAUUCCCACACAGUUGAACGACGCUCGAUGCCCGGCUUCCAUCUCAAUGAAAUGGGGGAAAUGGUCUUGGACGCCAUCGAUGACAUCGGCGUGGUCGAUGUCUACGAUCUGGCAUCGGAUAUUGGCAAGGAGUAUGAGCGCAUCAUGGAUCGCUAUGGCACCGAUGCGGUAAGUGGUCUGAUGCCCAAGAUAAUUAACACGCUGGAGCUGCUCGAGGCAUUGGCGACGAAAAACGAGCGCGAGAACACCACCAUACAAGAGCUCCGCGAGAAAAUAGCCCAGCUGGAGAGCGAGAAACUGGAGAAGGCCGAGUUUCGGCGGCGCUUCGAAAAGGAACUGGAGCUGAUUGAGGAGCAGUGGCGCACCGAGACGAAUGAGCUGGUCGAGCUGGUCUCCUCGCUGCAGGACGAGAACAAGCGGCUGGUGAAACAGACGCAGGACCUGCAAUCGGCAUCGGCCCAAAGCUCCGGCCUGGGCGCCAGCCUCACCGAGAGCAUCAUCAGCAUGACCAACAACGAGCUGCACAGCGCCCUCUCCGACACGCAGGUGCUGCAGCGGCUCAAGGAGCAGAUAUACAAGCAACGGGACGAGCUGAAGCAGCGCGAGCGCGAACUCCAGGACAAGUACAGCGAGCUGGAACAUGUCAACAUUCAGGCGGAGCGCUUGAAGGCGUCGGAGCGGGACACGCGACGCCGGCACAAGCUGAUGCAGGCACAGGUGAAGACGCUGUGCGAGGAGCGUGCCGAUUUUCUCGCCCAACUGCAGGAUCAGUGCCGUGAGAUCAAUCAGCUGCGCAAGCGCCUGGGUCUGGCCGAAAAGGAGAACGAGGAUUUGGUGCAGUCGUACGAUGAUGACCAAAACGAUCCAAACCGGCCGCGCUACACAACACGAGAGCUCAAGGAGCUGAUCAGCGAACGGGACGAGCUACUCACAACCAUUGACAACCUCAACGAGCAGCUGGCCGAGCUGAAGCCAGCGAACAGCGGCAAGCGGACUCGCCAAAUAUCCAGCUCCGAUGACAGCGACGACGAUGACGACAACGAGGCCGACGAUGGCGUUGAGGCCGAUGUCGAGGAUGAGAAUGUGGCCGGCGAGACGCCUCCGGGACACGAUGCGCCCGUACAGGGACCCUUGCCCUAUGAGCCAGACGAUGCCCCCUGGAAGAAAAGCUCCGAGUCGGGCAUACGCAAAUUCUUUCGUAAAUUGUUCUCGGAUCCAUCGGAUGGCAGCAAUACAUUCCCGAAACGUUCCUUGGCCACGCUCUCGAAAAUGGCCCUAUCCGCUACGCCCGGCGAGCUGAAUCCCUGUCUGUCCUUUGCUAUUAUGUUUUAUAUGCUCGCUAAGUAUUUACCAAUUUCUUUUAUGAUGUACAUAAUUUAUAUAAUUGAUUGCUGUGCUCUCAUAAUCAUAAGUUGUUAUUUCUGUUUUACGUGAUUGUUUAAUCUGUAAUUAUCUCACACUUAUAUAUAUGUGUGUAUAUAUAUAUAUAUUUAUAUUCGUACAGUAUAUUAUUUAUUACUGACUCUAAUAUGCCACAAUUUGGAUAAUGCUUUAUCUACUACUUACAUACAUAGUUUAGUAUGGAUUUGUACUAGCGCCCCUUUUGCAGCUCCCCAUUUGAAAUGUAUACUACUAACUAAUCUAAUAUAAUCUAUGACCAAAUGCAAGGAACUAUUCUAGGCUUGACUAGCAGGCAUAACGGGAAACGGAUUCCUUUCGAAGCCGAACCGCAUAUACAUAUAUACAUACACACAUACUUAUAAAAUAUGAUAUAUGGCAUAUAUAUGUAUAUAUACAUACAUAUAUAUACACAUUUUACAUUAUACAGUAUAUUAAACUAACCAUUUAGACAUACAUUAUACAUACCCUAUACAUAUGCAAUGUUCCAAAGAACAAAAUGUAUGCGCAAGUUUUUGAGGCCAGUGGAGUGAGUUUUGAAUGAAUUUAACCAAUUUAGAAACAAAAUUAGAAUGCAUAUACAUAUACAUAUAAACCAGAGAAUAUAUCAAGUACUUUGUAGAAGAGUUUUUAAAACAGUUCAAAUCCCAAAAAUAAUAUUUCAAAACCUAACAAAUUAGUCAACAAA